GUCAAGAAGCCCAAGGCCGCAGCCAAGAAAAGUCCAGCAAAGAAACCUGCAGCCAAGAAGGCCGCAGCAAAGAAGGCCAAGAAAAGAAGAAGACGACAAAAUGAGCGGUAGAGGAAAGGGAGGCAAAGGACUCGGUAAAGGAGGCGCCAAGCGUCACCGUAAAGUCCUCCGUGAUAACAUCCAGGGAAUCACCAAGCCCGCCAUCCGCCGUCUGGCUCGCCGCGGGGGAGUCAAGCGUAUCUCCGGUCUCAUCUACGAGGAGACCCGCGGUGUGCUCAAGGUCUUCCUGGAGAACGUCAUCCGUGACGCCGUCACCUACACCGAGCACGCCAAGAGGAAGACCGUCACCGCCAUGGACGUGGUGUACGCUCUCAAGAGGCAGGGCCGCACUCUGUACGGAUUCGGAGGUUAAACGGUGAACUCUGCUUACUAAACCAAAGGCCCUUUUCAGGGCCACCCACUUACCGAUUAAUGAGCUGAAUUUCCUGUGACGUGAUAAUUUUAAACGUAAUGAUAAAAGAUUAAUUACGUUCUAAAGAGGUGCACUAAAAUAUUUUGUGAAAACAUUUGCUACAAUUAUGCAAUAAAACACACCAGAAAAGUAUUGUUUGGCACCUCAUCUUGUAAGACUGUUAUACUGACACCUACUGGACCUUAAAAAUAACUACAACCUAGUUGUAGUUAUUUAGUAGUUGAUACCGUUCACUGAGUGAUUUGUUGUUCUUGUUCUGGUACAAUGUCAUAUUUCACGUCUUCAUUUAAAAUAUUUAUUUUUAGAUGAAUAAAUGUCGACGUUAAAGAGUUCAUGUGGAUGCAUGUAGACUGAUUUUUUUUUUUUUUCACAACUUUUGCUUAGGAUUAUUUUUCUAAAACGAUUUGACAUUGGGUCUUUUACGCUUUUUUUUUUAAUGCAGUCUGUCCGGCUAUAGAAAACACCCGCUCACAAUUUGUAAGGAACGGCGGAAGAGGUUUAGACGGAUUGUUUUGUUUGCCUCAGUAUCUCUGGGAUCCAUCCAUUUGGAACCGCGAAAGGUCAGAUUAUUUUAGUAGAUUCAUCGUUAACAGAUAAUCUUCCUCAUAAACAGUUUGGCGCGUCACUUUCUGAUUGAAAACAGUCGCUGUAUCGGUCACGUGACUUAGAGAUACGCGCACCGACACGGGUUUCGCUCUAAUGACCGAAGCCUAGAGAACACCGGACCCAUCGCCAUCAACCUUGUAUUUGUGUUAAGGAAAUUGCUAACGAACGCAAAGCAUCACUAAUAUUUAUACAUUUACCUUGUUGGUAGAUGACAUUGGAAAGCUAUGGUGAGCUAUUUAAGUAGAACUUUAUCAAAGUUAUCUGAAUACACAAAAGUGUAUGAUCUAAUUCCUCUUAGAGGAUACAUAUUGAGAAGAUAAAAGCUGAACUCGUACUAUAAUCUUUGCUUCAUUUUGUGUUGCCUUAGGGUGAGCUGAGUGGGGCCAGUGCUGAAUGGUGAAUGUCGCUCUGUUUAUGUUUCACUUGUAAGACUUGGAACAUUUGAUACUUUUUCGGCAUUAAAAGCCUGUUUUACAAUGACACUGAUGGGUUUUUGUAGGGUCCCAGAAUUGGUAAACGGACCUAGGUGUUGCACUGAUGGGGAAAAUGGCAGCAGUAACAACAGUAUGUUCAUAUGGAAGAAUCACUGUUGUAAUACGAGACAGCACUAGGCAAGACUUCUUUCUUGCUUUGCUACAAGUUCUUAUCCGGUUACGAGUGUACAACUAUUUUUGAGACUCAUUUCACGCUUCGGGGAAGCUCCCAGAAUCGCGUGUAGAUGGUGCGUUUAUAUGCUAGUAAAAGCUGGGUCGUCUGAGUUUUGCUCUGAGUACUUUUAUCCUCUCAUCGUUCCUCACUGUGCUUGGCACAAGCACACUCAGUGGAAAACGGUAGAUCUCAGCACUUCCUUAUAAAAUCCUAAAAUUGUUUAGACAUAUUGUGCAUUUUUGAGCGGUACAGGAGACUAAGUGAUCUGAAAAACGACCACUGGGUGGCGGAAUGGUUCGCUGGCCGGAAAAAUAGCCAGACAAACCCAGAAGCAAGACGGAGCCUCCCGGUAGUCUGCCCUCUGGCCCCGGGGGGCCUGUACCGCCCCCGUUGAGAAACGCUGCACUAUGCACAACUUCUGUUCCCAAGAGCGGCAUUGUUUAUUAAUUAAUCAGAAAAUAAGUGAUUAAUUAAUAAUCAGACUUACUAUUGUUUGGAACCACUUCCAGAAUUUAGGAUGCUGAAGUGACUAAACCUUCAUCAAUGCAGACUGAACAUCUGCAUAGUGCAGCAUGAGAUUAAAGAGCAUUAUUAUUAUUAUUAUUAUUAUUAUUUCUACAAUAUUAAAGGACUAGCAAUUUCCUAAAUUAUUUUAUAGUGGAAAAUUCUGUGUGAAUGUUGUCUUUAAGUUGUGCAGAUUUUAAUCAUGACUUCACAUUAACAGACAAAUAUCAGAAUUUAGCAGAAUACCAAUUUACAAUGCAGAUAUCAUCUGUCUCUGCUUUUGUGUCUCAGUUAAAUUUUUUGAUAAAACUUUGUAUAACUAUGUUAUUCUUGUGAACCUGUGUAGAAACUGUUUUAAUAAAAGAGAAGA
Molecule: messenger RNA, 2600 nt
Organism: Poecilia reticulata (guppy)
Lineage: Eukaryota; Metazoa; Chordata; Actinopteri; Cyprinodontiformes; Poeciliidae
Source: RefSeq, a predicted model, not a curated record